AUGGCAAGAGCUUCUUCUAUCCGCCAAUUCGUCACAUCAAGAUCUAUCGUCCCUGUUCUGGGUCUGCUUAAGAGUUUCAAGCUUCUCGAAGAAUCCAGUAGUAUUGGAAACCUCUUACAAGUUCACGCGAGGCUUAUCACCUCUGGUAAUUUCUGGGAUUCCUCUUGGGCUAUUAGAUUGUUGAAGUGCUCUUCUCGUUUUGGAGACGCUAGCUACACAUUCUCGAUAUUCCGCAGCAUUGGCAAGCUUUACUGUGCAAAUCCCGUUUUUAAGGCGUAUUUGGUCUCUUCUAAUCCGAAACAAGCUUUGGGGUUUUACUUCGAUAUACUGAGAUUUGGAUUUGUUCCUGAUUCCUACACUUUCGUCUCUUUGUUUGGUUGUAUCGAGAAGACGAGUUGCGUUGAUUCCGGAAAAAUGUGUCACGGGCAAGCCAUUAAGCAUGGAUGCGAUCAAGUUUUGCCUGUCCAAAAUUCGUUAAUGCAUAUGUAUACUUGUUGCGGUGCGUUGGAUCUUGCCAAGAAGCUGUUUGUUGAAAUACCCAAGAGAGAUAUUGUGUCAUGGAACUCAAUAAUCGCUGGGGCUGUGAGAAACGGUGAUCUUCUGUAUGCUCACAAGUUGUUCGAUAAAAUGCCUGAGAAAAAUAUUAUUUCUUGGAAUAUCAUGAUUAGCGCUUAUUUGGGUGCUAACAAUCCCGGAGUUUCCAUUAGUUUGUUUCGUGAGAUGGUCGGAGCAGGGCUUCAAGGAAACGAGAGUACCUUGGUUUUGUUGCUGAAUGCUUGUGGUAGAUCAGCUAGACUGAAGGAAGGUAGGUCGGUUCAUACUUCUUUGAUAAGAACCUUACUGAGUUCGAGCAUUGUCAUCGAUACAGCUCUCGUUGACAUGUAUGGAAAGUGCAAGGAAAUAGACUUAGCACGUAGGAUAUUCGACAGUCUGUCCCGUAGGAAUAAAGUUACGUGGAAUGUGAUGAUAUUGGCACAUUGUCUUCAUGGGAAUCCUGAAGAUGGACUCAAAUUAUUUGAAGCCAUGAUCAAUGGUGAGCUAAUUCCAGAUGAAGUAACGUUUGUAGGUGUUCUCUGCGGUUGUGCUAGAGCUGGGCUUGUUUCUCAAGGUAAAAGUUACUAUGCCCUGAUGGUUGACGAGUUCCAGAUCAAACCCAACUUUGGACACCUAUGGUGCAUGGCUAAUCUUUACUCGAGUGCCGGGUUCCCUGAAGAAGCAGAGGAAAUUUUGAAGAAUCUGCCAGAGGAAAAUGUGACGCCAGAAUCUGCAAAAUGGGCAAACUUGCUCAGCUCGUUGCGUUUCACAGGAAACCCGGCUCUAGGGGAGAGCAUAGCCAAGUCCCUGAUAGAGACAGAUCCGCUGAACUACAAGUAUUACCAUUUGCUGAUGAACAUUUACGGUGUUGCGGGACGGUGGGAUGAUGUUGAUAGAGUGAGAGAGGUGGUUAAAGAGAGGAAGAUAGGACGGAUACCCGCGUGUGGCCUCGUGGACUUGAAUGAGAUAGUCCAUGGCCUGAGAAUAGGAUGCAAAGAUGCAGAAAAGUUGAUUACUGAGACUAGUCUAGAGGAAAAUGCUACAGUGAUCUAUUGA
Molecule: messenger RNA, 1590 nt
Organism: Arabis nemorensis
Lineage: Eukaryota; Viridiplantae; Streptophyta; Magnoliopsida; Brassicales; Brassicaceae
Source: the annotation of a GenBank genome assembly